Messenger RNA from Euleptes europaea (tarantolino), 1520 nucleotides. It is a transcript of the gene DDX47, whose product is annotated as DEAD-box helicase 47. NCBI's taxonomy places the organism in Eukaryota, Metazoa, Chordata, Lepidosauria, Squamata, Sphaerodactylidae. The transcript has 12 exons. Gene Ontology annotation, molecular function: RNA helicase activity; nucleic acid binding; ATP binding. Bases 61 to 1401 code for a protein of 446 amino acids. The record is from RefSeq and is a predicted model, not a curated record.
GCGCUUGGACUACUAAUCCCAGGGUACUCCGAGCGUUUGGGGUCAAAGGGGAAGUUAAACAUGGCGGCCGACGUGGAGCAUGAGGAAGCGGCUAAGGAAACCGUGAAAACCUUCAAGGAAUUGGGAGUGACAGAUGUGUUGUGUGAGACCUGUGAUCAGUUGGGAUGGAAGUCACCAACAAAGAUCCAAGUGGAGGCGAUUCCAGUUGCACUUCAAGGCCGAGAUGUCAUUGGCUUAGCAGAGACAGGAUCUGGAAAAACAGGGGCUUUUGCUUUGCCCAUCCUUCAAGCACUGCUGGAGACCCCGCAGCGCUUCUUUGCUUUGGUACUUACACCCACCCGGGAACUUGCCUUUCAGAUCUCGGAGCAGUUUGAGGCCCUUGGAUCUUCCAUUGGUGUCCAGAGCACUGUAAUCGUUGGAGGAAUUGACAUGAUGGCUCAGUCUCUGUCCCUAGCCAAGAAGCCGCACGUAAUAAUCGCUACCCCUGGUCGCCUUAUUGACCACCUUGAAAACACAAAAGGCUUCAAUUUGAGAGCUCUGAAGUACCUAGUUAUGGAUGAAGCAGACCGGAUCCUCAACAUGGACUUUGAGACUGAGGUAGAUAAGAUCCUGAAAGUGAUUCCCAGAGACAGGAAGACAUUUCUGUUUUCGGCUACAAUGACUAAAAAGGUGCAAAAACUCCAGCGUGCAGCGCUUAAGGACCCUGUUAAAUGUGCAGUUUCAACUAAGUACCAGACAGUUGAAAAACUGCAGCAAUAUUAUGUUUUCAUCCCUUCCAAGUUCAAGGACAGUUACCUAGUCUAUAUUCUGAAUGAACUUGCUGGGAAUUCUUUCAUGAUAUUCUGCAGUACUUGCAAUAACACUCAGAGGACUGCCCUCCUGCUUCGGAAUCUGGGCUUUACUGCCAUCCCCCUCCAUGGACAGAUGAGUCAGAAUAAACGAUUAGGAUCUCUGAACAAGUUCAAGGCCAAAACACGAUCCAUUCUGCUGGCUACGGAUGUUGCUAGCAGAGGUCUGGACAUCCCCCAUGUCGACGUAGUGAUAAACUUUGACAUUCCUACUCAUUCCAAGGAUUACAUUCAUCGUGUGGGGAGAACUGCUCGUGCCGGGCGCUCUGGCAAAUCAGUCACCUUUGUCACGCAGUAUGAUGUGGAGCUCUUCCAGCGCAUCGAACACCUGAUAGGCAAGAAGCUGCCUGCUUUCCCCACUCAAGAGGAUGAAGUUAUGAUGCUGACGGAGCGGGUGGCCGAAGCGCAAAGAUUUGCUCGGAUGGAAUUGCGGCAGCAAGAAGAAAAGAAGAAACGCUCUCGAGACGAGGCAAAUGACGAUGAUGACACCGAGGGAACAAUGGGUGUCAGGAACAAAGUGGCUGGUGGGAAAAAGAAGAAACGGAAAGCGUGACAUUUUUUCGUGCUUUUAGAGUCCUAGGAUUCUUGAGGCUCUGGUCUGGCACCAUUAUCAGACUGUCUCUCCAUCACUAGCCUAAUAAUAAGAACUCUUCUGCUUGAUUAGUAUCUUUG